CACACACACACACACACCGUUUGUGAAGCUGUUUGACCAUUUGACCAGCGGUUCUUAUGGAGCUUUCAGGAGGUUCAGUGUUAGUAUAGGGGUCACAGCUGGUUCUGGACUGUCUGAAACUGAUCAGAGAUCAGCAGAAGUUUGUUUCUUUUCUAUGCAGCUCAGUCACAGGAAUGCAGCACAUGACCUGAGAGCAGCGCUGCAUAGCCCGCAUGUUUUCCGUCCCAACAGAGAGAGCGUGUGUGUGUGUGUGUGUGUGUAUGAUGUCCUGAAAUACGCAGCAGCGUGUCAGCGGAUCGUCCAGACUUGAGUUUGUUCUCAGGGCAGAAUAUUUAAAGGAACAAACUGCUGAUUUAUCGGCACUGUGCUGCACUCUGUGUUCAUGUCUUUAAAGUUAACAUGUGAGACAUCACAGUGCAGGAAAACCCUUCAGUGUUUUCCCUCACUGUUUGUCUGUGCUGCCUCAUAUUUAAGAAUUUACAUUACUGUCCAUUUAAACAACCUUUUAUUUUGUUGAUCAAGUUCUGAUAUCUUUUCCAUGUGUCCUGAGAAGAUCUAAGCAUAUCACAGUUAAAUCCACGGGUCAUAAAAGCUAAAUUGUGAUUGUGUUGCAGGAGGGUGAAUUAAUACAACAAUAACAUGAGCUGCAGUGGGGCUCAGUAACGAUAAGCCCAUCUUUCCAUUAAGACAGACGCUGUGCUCAUCCACACUCAGCAUCAUUUAAAACUCCUGACACGCAGACAGAAUCGCCAGAAUCGGAAGUUUAUUAAUGUUCCUACAGGGAAACAGUGUGGAGUACAGCAGCUGUGCUCCUGCUAAUUCUCCUACAGGGAGGCUUUCAAACUGUCAGCUGAUGUUUAAAAUAACUUUGACCAAAACGUCGAGCAUCGUGGUUUUAAAGAAGUCCGACGGUUCAGCAGUGGCAGAGUUUCUGUUCUGCUGGCUAUCAGCACAAUGAAGUUUCAGUGUGAUGAUGAAUCUGCUCAUCAUCAUGAUCAGUGUGGGUCCUGUGACCUCUGACCUGGUGUCAACUGGAGUGUGAACUUGUUCAGGACCAACCAUCAGAAUGUCAGCUGCAUCGGGUUUCAGCCAGUCUGCUGAUGGAAGUCGGUUUGAAUGACGACUACAGGACGUGUUCACCCGGAGCGGAUCCCUGCUGAGCGCCAACAGGUGCAUAAUUGUUCAGUAAGUAGCGCUGAUCCACGACAGAAGAGAUGACCGUCCAUGAAGAUGCAGCGAUGAAGCUCUGAUGAAACGGGACACUCGGAGAGACGGCAGCUGCUUCGACGGUCAGACCCUGAAAGACCUGAAUGCUGAAGCUUCAGUCGGCUCUGUGUUCACACUGCAGCACAGCUCUGCUCCUACACUUCUUAUUACUUCAUCAUGUUUGUCUGUCAGCAGAUCUGAGGUCAGCUUCGACAGCUUUCAGUUCUUUGACAUCUGCCUUUGUUUUGUUUUGUGCUGGUUUUAAAUCAUAUUUUCUGUGUCUAACACUAACUUUGUUUCUUCUCCAUUUGUUCUGUUCUUUGUCUGGUUCUGUUCCAGCUGGUCCCCUCUGGGAUCAGGACCCUGUUGGUUUGGAAAACAUAGCUCUUAGAUUUUCAUCAGUCCUGGUGUCUAACUGUAAGUAUUUCCAUCAGAACUGUCUGAGGAGGAGGGACGCUGGUCUCAUCAGUCAGUUACAGGAGCUGGACCGACAGAUCAGUGACCUGCGACUGGACACCGAGGCGUCACAUGAGCAGCUGGAGACUGACAGCCGUCCUAGUUCAGGUUUCUAUGAGCUGAGUGAUGGGGCGUCCGGCUCCCUCUCUAAUUCGUCGAACUCGGUCUUCAGUGAGUGUUUCUGUUCGAUGGCAGAUGCUGAUGGACGCCUCCCGUCUGCAGAUGAGCUCGCCUGUUUGGAGUGUGACGGUUUGGCCGGUCUUUUCGAUGACUCCUCUUCUUCUGGUACAGUCCGCCGCUCACUCCCGCCCACCCUGGAUGCUAUCUCCUCCAUGGCCUCCUGUGAGUCCCAGUUUAAGUACCACUGCGACCUGGUGGGCCGAAAUGGAAGCGAUGUGUACCGCUACCCAAGCCCGCUGCACGCCGUGGCUGUCCAGAGCCCCGUCUUCCUACAGAUGUUGAGUCAUGGAGGUCACAGCAGAGACGAAGGUGUUGAAGGACUCAAACCAGAAUCUUCUCCUCUUUGCACUUCUGUUUCAGCCCCUCUUGUAGCUCAGAGCUCCUCUUGGCCAGCACCCUCUACUUCUUCCUCCCAAACUCCCUCUCAUAAGCGACUGGACUGCUACAUCUUAAGUUUGGUGCAGCGGAGGACUCUGGGCGUCAGGACCAGCAGACCCCGGACCAGCAUCAGCACAGACCCCUCAAAGAGCAUCCUGAGGCAGGCCAGCCUUUGUGUGAGGCAGCUGUCUGGGUCUGGUUUAGGGACCUUGAGAGGGCCGGCUGGAUUAGCAGAAAAUGCUGCCAUCUCAUCUCCUCAAAGGCAGUGGUCUAUGGAAAGUAAACCUGAGGAGAAGGAGAGUCAAAAUAUUAUUCCUGAUAGCAGCAUUGACACACUGCAACAUGGCUUCAAGAUUAACAACACUGACACAGCCCAAAAUCAGAACAACUUUCCUCUUACAAAUAGCAUCCAAAAUAACUCUUCUCUCACUAACAAGGAUGAUAAUACAAGCACUAGCAGUCUACUGAAGAAGAAAAGCAAACAGCUUCUUCCUCCCUCAGCAGUGUCCACAGCGACCCUGCUUAAAGAAUUCAGGGAGCUUGGCAGUCCCAAAGCUUACUCCUCCCCCAAAGAGACCAAGCAGCCAUGUUUUCCUCCUGACCAGGAACUGCUUCUCAAAUCACCACCUGUCAUCAAAACACAAUCAGAUACUCCCAGGAACAGCCCUAAGCCUCUCCAAACUGUCCAGAAAGAAACGGUUGAUAAGUUAGAGCAGGAGACAGUCAGUCUAGGUUCUUCUUGCCAGAGUCAGGAUGAAGCAGGAGGAGAAGGUGGAGGGACUGACAUGAUUAAUGCCAAGUACAUUCCCACCCAGCAGCAGAACAUCAAACUCGGCAGGGAUGGCAGCAGGAAUGUCAAGACUGUCAAGGUGAAGACCAGCAUGACAGUGAAAACAAGUCGGUCCUCUGAACACAAUGAGCCUGCCUCUGAUAGGAGAGGUGAUAAGUCCCAACACAGGUCUGGUUCUAAAAAGUCCCGGCUGUUGGAAGAUGGAGGCAUUAAAGUCUUCAAGAGAACAGCUGGUGGUGGUGGUGUUGCGCAUGGUGUGCCCUCCUCCAGAAUGAAACGCCUCCCUGCAUCCAUCCCAGAAGGCCGAAUUCUGGACAGACACACCACAUCAACACUGAGCAGCGCACGAUCAGGUGCAUCCAGGUACCACCACCAUGGAAACCACCAUCACAGCUGCAAUAACCACUACCAUCAUGGUCAUCAUCAUCAUCAUCAUCAUCAUCAUCACCACGGACGUGACCAGGUUGUGGUUGUUGCCAAACCGAAGUACAAAAGAAAAAACUACCGGCGGUUACGUGCAAUGAUGGAGGUACCAUACGAUGAGGCUUUCAGGCGAGCUCAGCGGCGGCAGAGAAAGGAACUGUUGAGCCAUUCUGCAGCUAACGAGUACCUCCCCUCCGAUGGGCAGUUGAGCAGCCCAUACUCAUAUGUGGCAGGAAGUGACUCAGAGUAUUCAGCCGAGUGUGCUUCCCUCUUUCACUCCACCAUUGUGGACACCAGUGAGGACGAGAAGUCCAACUACACCACAAACUGUUUUGGAGACAGUGAGUCCAGUGAGGAGGAGUACGUGGAGGGGAGUACCGCCACAAGUGAUACUGAGGAAAGUGGAGGAGGUGGGGCUGGGGAUGGGACAGGCGGUAUAUGCCGGGGGUGGAGUCAGUUAGUUGCAGCUGGGUCCAGGGCAACGGGGCAGGAAAUGACUCCAGCCGAAGCAAAAGCCUUCAUCAAGAUCAAGGCCUCUCAAAGCCUGAAGAAAAAGAUCCUCAGGUUCAGGUCAGGUUCUCUCAAACUCAUGACCACCGUGUGAAUCAGCAGGACUGUCCUGGACCAGAGCCAGAUCUGCAGGGUGCCUUACCCGUGGUGCACUGCUAGUGUACCUGAACCAGUCCUAAUGGAAAGACAGAAUGUGCUUUGGACGGAACGAUGAUACACGCAUGAGAUGGAAGUAACGCUUGUCUACACUAACAUUUAAACCAACCUCAAGUCUCUAUAGCCUGGGAGACACCGCCAGACCAGCCAUCCAUCUUUGUAUAAGCAUGUGUGAGAGUGCUCCCCAUAAGAAAACAGCUUUUCUUGAUUUACUCUGUCCUUCAUAUCCUGUCUGCUCAGAAGUAUUUGGUUAGGAGGUCCACUUCAAACACACCAGUCGAGUGCAUCUGAAACAUACAGCCUUGUGACUUCAGGGGCAGAAAUUAUGUGACCUGUGGAGGUUUAUCACCUCUGUUGUCUUUUCCUGUCCUUCAGUAUGACUUUUAAAUACUAAAAAGGGAACAAGGAGGAAUCUUUGUUUUCAGUAACCUCGCAAAUUAUAUAAACUGCUUGAUAGUUGACAAACAUAUCAACUUCCUGUUCCUAAAAUGGCCUGCAUGUGGAUCAUGUUGGGGUUUUGGUUUUCACAUGCACUUCAGGUGCACACAUUUAACAAUAUUUGGAAGCGGCAAAUCGUGUGAACUCACAAGUCCCUAUUUUCAAAUCCAGUUCAUUAUAUCAAACAACUCAACAUGGUGGUACAAUCACUAAACACACAUGCUGUCAUUUAAAAACAUUUAUAAAUUGUCCUAAUGUUAUAUUCAAUGGUUAUAUCUGGUUCUCAGUAUCAGCCAAUGAAAUAAGACUUCCUGCAUUCAGGACCAACGCAGCCUUUGAUGCUUUUAGGUGGUCAAACGAAAUUUCAAUUUUCUGUGCUAACCCCUGUUACAUAGAUUUUUGACAAAAGUACACUUUCACUUUGACUUUGACUUUUAGGAAACUUCUGUUUGUCAGGAGUUGAAGGCUUUAUUUGGAUUCAGCCAAUCACAUUGGUCUCUCCUUCAUUUUCCCCUCUCUUUCAUGGUUCAUGACGUGCUUUGGCUGACUUGAACCAGCUGUUAGUAAGACCCAAGAGGAAAUUUAGUUCUCUCAGUUCUCAACGAAACAAUUUGUAUGGUGUGUAGUGCAUCCUUGUCCACAGCGUUGUAUUUGUUGUGAAUUAGUUGCCACACUUCCUGCGUCCUCGUCCCCCACGUCCCUCCAGCCACUCUGUAUGCGCCUGUGAGGUCUGAUUACUAACCAGGUAUUGUGGGUAAUGCCCCCCACUUUAAUACCUUUAAUGUUUCGGUUGUUUCGGUUGCUCAAUGGGGCACAUGGAGAAGUUCAGGUCCCACCUCCGCACAACUGACCAAUCACUGUGUAAAGUUGAACUCUGCCUUUGGAAAGUGUAUUUCUAAGCUGUCAGACACUCCAUCAAGUGUUUUGUUUGAAGCACAAUGAGACUGUCAUUGAUUCUACUGGACCACAUUUUCUGAUCUCUGCUAGCAGUGUUGCUUUAAAGGCGUUCUUCAGAGAGUAAUUUAGCAAGUUCUUCAGAUGGUUCUCCUAAUGUCUUUUAAGACUUCCCUUAAUGACUCCAUGGGGUUCUUUAGAAGGUUGUCCAGAAGGUUCUUCGAAUGUUCCUAAAUUGAGUUUAGGGAUUAGGUCGCAUCUUGUAUCUUGCUGCAGUGAUCUUGUUAUUUCUUGCACUUUGAGACAUUGAGGCAAACUGUCAGUAGCCAGGAUGGACGUUGUAACGCUGUUAGCCUUUUACUUGUAUGUAGUCUUGUUUUGUAUUUAUUAUCAUAUAAACUUUGUAGCCCGGUAGGGCACCAACACUGCAUGCCAAACGUCUGGAUAUGCUUCUCUUUUUAUUGGACAGCCCUGAUUCAAGUUAUUUGAUGAAAGUUAUUUAAAACUUAAUAUAUUUGCUUGGUACAUAUUGGAUAGCGUAUAUGGUACUGGCUAUUUUAUAUAACAUUUAUACACGACAUCUGAUGUGUCUUUUUUAACACUUUGUUUAACACUUGUUGUCAUAAUAGUGUAUUUAUACAACAUUUAGAUGCUUGGGUGAAAACCAGACCAACAUUUGUUUUGUUUCUAGAGGUUUUUAUCAUCACGGAUGAAAACCUCCACCUCCUGUUUUGGUCAUUAUACUGCUUUCAAAUUAGUGGAAUAAUGACCUGUCUCUGCACAUGAUUACACACUUGAGAUAAUUAAAAUCAAAUUCUUUUUUUUUCUUACUUAAACAAAAUGGAUGCCAUUGAGAGACAUGGAGAUUUCUGUGUUUUUUCAAGAUUGUUUGUGUCAGUGUUGCUGGUCCUGUAUCACAUCUGUUACGAUGUGAAAUAAAGUCACUGUAAUGCUGUUGAAACUUCAACUUUAGCUCAUCUGGAUAGCUAAAAAAACCAAACACCAAACAAAUGUGGUCUGGUUUCAGCUGUUACAGCCAAAUGUCGUUUCAUCUGCAGAUUACCAGAGAGUUCAGUUCUAACUUUACUUUUCUUAGUUGAAGGAACAGUCCAACAUUGGUGUAAAUCUUCUCAGAUGAGACUCAUGAGAUGUUUUAGAUGGAUAUCAGUUUCAUCUCUGUGUGGUCAGUGCAGCAGUAGGUACAGGAUGUGUUCAUUUCAAUUUAAUUGAGCAGGUCUAGACCAAACUCUUUAACUUAAUUUGUGGUACAGAGAGACCCAUCAAAACCCCUGUGCUAGCUUAGCACAGCAAAGCAAAGCAAGAGGGAACUGCUAGCAAGUGUGCCCGCAAAACUGCUGCAACAGCCUAUAUUUUAUCAAAUACUUAUCAUAUAGCAUAAUCUACCUUAAGAUCAGCUAGCUAAGAACUGCUAGCAUAUGAAAUGUUAUGGUAGGUGUGCCUAGCUUAGCACAAAGACUGGUAGCAGGGGAAACUGUGAACAUAGCUCCAUCAAAAGAGGAAAAUCUGCUCAGUGAGUGUUGGGUGUUGUAUCUUGUUUGUUCAGCAGGUGUAAAAAUAGGAAUUUAAAAAUGAGUCAUUGUGGUUUUAGCAGCACUUAACAGUGAAGCUAUUUGUGUAUUUAGUUUUUUCUUGAGGUUACAAGCAAACUCAAAAGUUUGUUGAUCAGCCUUCAGAGCCAUAAAAUUGGCAUUGGAAGUUUAUCUGAAUGUCUUCAAAUAAUCAGAACAGGACAGGUAAAAUUAACAUUCUGGUUCUGAUAGCUAGGUUACUUGCUCCUGUUGCUGAUGAUGAUCCUUGACAGUCCUCACCCUAUUUUGUGACCAAAUGGCUAAACAUGCAGAUUUUCAAGCAUUAGUUAGCAGCUAGCUAGUUACCUCUUCUUCUGAUCUGUGUGCUACACUAGGCUAAACACGUACUGAUCAAAUGGAUUCUGCUGAAAUUCACUCUUCCGACUUCUGUUAUUCAUUUAAAUCAUGCGUCUGCCGAUGCCAAGACUUUAUCAGAGUUUGAUGCAGGCAGAAAUUAGUUUGCGUCAGUGUUUAACAUCCAAAACCCUUCAACCCAAAGUGAAACUGCUUUCCUCUUGACGUUUUGCUUCAUAUUGAUUGGAUGGUACAGAUUUUACUCUUGUAAAUGAUCAUAUAUGCAACUGUAAAUGUUACUGACGUGUGUGUAUAUAUAAUUUUUGUGAAUGCUGGUGCUUAACCUUUUUACACUUCAUUAAAUGUGGACUUUGACAUGA
Scatophagus argus is the source of this 7694-nucleotide messenger RNA. RefSeq names its product dishevelled-binding antagonist of beta-catenin 1 (gene dact1). NCBI's taxonomy places the organism in Eukaryota, Metazoa, Chordata, Actinopteri, Scatophagidae. Gene Ontology annotation, biological process: negative regulation of canonical Wnt signaling pathway; regulation of Wnt signaling pathway, planar cell polarity pathway; negative regulation of JNK cascade. The transcript is spliced from 3 exons. The record is from RefSeq and is a predicted model, not a curated record. Gene Ontology annotation, cellular component: cytoplasm. Bases 1311 to 4037 code for a protein of 908 amino acids.